Messenger RNA from Anguilla rostrata (American eel), 6782 nucleotides. It is a transcript of the gene ube4a, whose product is annotated as ubiquitination factor E4A (UFD2 homolog, yeast). The transcript has 20 exons. Gene Ontology annotation, biological process: protein polyubiquitination. The coding region runs from base 204 to 3434 and encodes 1076 amino acids. Gene Ontology annotation, molecular function: ubiquitin-ubiquitin ligase activity. Lineage: Eukaryota; Metazoa; Chordata; Actinopteri; Anguilliformes; Anguillidae. Gene Ontology annotation, cellular component: ubiquitin ligase complex; nucleus; cytoplasm. The record is from RefSeq and is a predicted model, not a curated record.
UGAUUCCUUUCCCGUCUGGCAAUGAUGACGUUGAUCUCAUUUUUGUUGAUUCAGGAACUACGAGGACAUUUCAUCGCUCUAAACAGAGGAAUCUAAUUAAGCUAAAUAUACAAACCUGGCCGGAUCUAUACAUAUCUAUAUUGCAACCAUACACAAACAGGCUGGUGGGCAGUGGCUGUGGAUGGAGGAAUUGCCCAGGUGAGAUGACCGACCAGGGCAACAACAACCAGAACAUCUCCCGAAACCCCUUUGCUGCACUCUUCAGCUCCCUCGCCGAUGCCAAGCAGUUUGCUUCUGGCCAGAAACAACACCAGCAGCCAGACCCACCAUCGGAUGCAUCUGGGGACAGCCAGUCAGAUUCAGACAAUUCAGUGUCUGACAGCAUUGAUGACAAUGACGACUCGGUGGCAGAGAUUAGCCGCUCUUUCCGCUCACGGCAGGAGCUGUGCGAGCAGCUCAAUGUCAACCACAUGAUCCAGCGGAUAUUCCUCAUCACCCUGGACAACAGUGACCCCAGUCUGAAAGGAGGCAAUGGAACCCCACCUCGUUGUGUGUACCUGGAGGAGAUGGCAGCUGACCUUGAUGGACAGGACUGGUUGGACAUGGAUAAUAUCGAGCAGGCCCUGUUCAACAGGCUGCUGCUGCUGGAGCCGGGUAACCACCUGAUCUACAUGACCUCCUGCAGCGUGGCUAACCUGUCCGCUGACCGGCACGCCGGGGAGAAGUGUGCGGUGCCGUACCUGUAUGCAUGCUACCAGAGAGCCAAGGAGGAGGUCACUAAAGUGCCCGAGAAGCUGUUGUCGUACGCCGUUCGCUGUAAGAACUUGACUGUGUCCAACGCUCGCACAGUCCUGCUUACCCCAGAGAUCUACGUUAGUCAGAAUAUUUACGAGCAACUGCUGGACCUGCUGCUGGAAGGAGUCAGUGGAGCACAGCUGGAUGAAGUGGUGGAGUUUAUGGAGGAGGUGAUCGCCGCCCUGUUGACUGAUCAGGAAGUGCGCACCUUUGGGGAGGUGAUGGUGCCGGUGCUGGAAAUCCUGCAUGGUCGUAUGAAGGACCUGGACCUGUGCCAGCUGCUGCUGUACUCCUACCUGGACAUCCUGCUCUACUUCACCCGUCAGAAGGACAUUGCCAAGGUGUUGGUGGAGUACAUUCAGCCCAAGGACCCAAACAGUGGCCUGCAGUACCAGAAGACCCUUUUGGGGACAGCGCUGAGCGUCUCCUGCCUGCUGAAGACCCCUGGAGUGGUGGAGAGUCAUGGCUUCUUCCUCAACCCCUCUCGCUCCAGUCCACAGGAAAUGAAAGUCCAGGAGUCCAACAUUCACCAGUUCAUGGGGCAGUACCACGAGAAGCUGUACCAGAUCCUGAGGAACCUCCUGCAGCAGUCCGGCGACACGCGCCACCUGCUGCUCACCUGGCUGGGCGGCUGCCUGCAGGCCAACGCCGGCCGCGCCAAGAUCUGGGCCAACCAGAUGCCCGAGAUCUUCAUGCAGACGUACGCGUCCGACGCCCUCUUCCUCAACCUGGGCGCCGCCCUGCUGAAGCUGUGCCAGCCCUUCUGUCGCCCCCGCUCCCCCAAGCUACUGACCUUUAACCCCACCUACUGCGCCCUGAAGGACCUGAGCGAGGAGGAGAGGCGUAACCGCAACGUGCACGCCAGAGGUUUGGAUAAAGAGACCUGCCUGAUUCCUGCCCCUCCUCAGCAUGAUGUAGAGUUUGCACAGUCUUACAGCCUCCUCACUGAGAACCUCAUCCUUACCCAGCUCACUCUACACCUGGGCUUCCACAGACUCCAUGACCAGAUGGUGAAGAUGAACCAGUCCCUGCACAGGCUGCAGGGUUCGUGGCGGGACGCAGGGCACGGUGGGGGCGUGGCCGCCGAGCAACUGCGCGAGCAGUUCGAGCGCCUCAUGACUGUCUACUUGUCGACCAAAGCGGCCGCCACCCAGCCGGGCAUGCUGCAGGGCUGCCUCAACCUCCAGGCCUCCACCGCCGCCCUGCUGGUGCAGCUCAGCCUGAACAACCAGGGCCCUGAGCACGCCCAGCUGUCCUUUCCCCUCCCUCCCCUGCAGCACAGCCUGCUCUGCUACGUUCCAGAGUUCUUUGCGGAGAACAUGGGGGAUUUCUUCAUUUUCCUGCGGCGGUUUGCGGAUGAGGUCUUGGAGUCCUCGGCUGAUAGUCUGGAGCAGGUCCUUAACUUCAUCACAGUGUUCAUGGGAAACGUGGACAGGAUGAAGAACCCACAUUUGCGGGCCAAGCUGGCCGAGGUACUGGAAGCAGUGAUGCCCCACCUGGAACCCGUGUCACCUGGCUUGACACAGCCAAUCAUGUUCCAGCGGCACAGGGUCUUCUGCGAAUAUCCCCACGCCCCUCACCUGGCUGAGGCUCUCAUCGCUGUGUUUGUGGACAUCGAGUUCACUGGGGAUCCCCACCAGUUUGAGCAGAAGUUUAACUACCGUCGGCCCAUGUACCCAAUUCUGAAAUACAUGUGGGGGAAGGAUGCCUACAGACAGAGCAUCAAGCAUUUGGCUGAGGAUGCAGCCGAGAAUCUGGAGGCCAUGAAUCCGCCUCUCUUCCUGAGGUUCCUGAACCUGCUGAUGAACGAUGCCAUCUUCCUGCUGGACGAGGCGAUUCAGUACCUCAGUAAGAUCAAGCUCCUGCAGCUGGAGAGAGACCGCGGCGAGUGGGAGGGGCUUGCACCAGACGCCCGGCGCGAGAAGGAGUCCAGCCUGCAGAUGUUUGGCCAGUUGGGGCGCUUCCACAACAUUAUGUCCAACGAAACGAUAGGCACGCUGGCCUUCCUCACAUCUGAGAUUAAGGGGCUGUUUGUCCACCCCUUCCUGGCUGAGAGGAUAAUCUCCAUGCUCAACUACUUCCUGCAGCAUCUGGUGGGGCCCAAGAUGGGUGCCCUAAAAGUGAAGGACUUCAGCGAGUUUGAUUUUAAGCCUCAGCAGCUGGUCUCUGACAUCUGCACCAUCUACCUCCACCUGGGGGACGAGGAGAAUUUCUGCGCCACUGUGCCAAAAGAUGGCCGCUCCUACUCGCCCACCCUCUUCUCCCAGACCGUGCGUGUGCUGAAGAAGAUCAACAAGCCGGGAGACAUGAUUGUGUCCUUCAGUCUCCUGGCAGACAAGAUCAAGUCCCUGGCAGAUCAGCAGCAGCAGGAAGAGGAGACGUACUCGGAUGCUCCAGACGAGUUCCUGGACCCGAUCAUGUCCACUGUGAUGCAGGACCCCGUGCUCCUGCCAUCCUCCCAUGUCACUGUUGACCGCUCCACCAUCGCACGCCACCUGCUCAGCGAUCAGACGGAUCCCUUUAACCGCAGCCCGCUCACGAUGGACCAGAUCCGACCCAACGAGGAUCUGAAGCAGCGGAUCCUGCAGUGGCUGGCCGAGCGCAAGCAGGAGCGGCUGCAAAUGGGACCCAGCGGAUAGACGCAAACGGCUUCAGCUCUGCCCCCUGCUGUCCUGUACUAUCCCACAAUGCCCCCUGCUGUCCCGUACUAUCCCACAAUGCCCCCUGCUGUCCCGUACUAGCCCACAAUGCCCCCUGCUGUCCCGUACUAGCCCACAAUGCCCCCUGCUGUCCCGUACUAGCCCACAAUGCCCCCUGCUGUCCCGUACUAUCCCACAAUGCCCCCUGCUGUCCCGUACUAUCCCACAAUGCCCCCUGCUGUUCUGUACUAGCCCACAAUGCCCCUGCUGUCCCGUACUAUCCCACAAUGCCCCCUGCUGUCCCGUACUAGCCCAUAAUGCCCCUGCUGUUCUGUACUAUCCCACAAUGCCCCCUGCUGUCCCGUACUAUCCCACAAUGCCCCUGCUGUUCCACGCACUCCCAUAAUACCCCCUGCUGUCCCACACCAUCCCAUAAUCCCCCCUUGCUGUUCCACGCUCUCCCAUAAUGCCCCCUGCUGUCCCACACUAUCCCAUAAUGCCCCUUGCUGUCCGAAACUACCCCAUAAUGCCCCGUGCUGUCUCAAACUAUCCCAUAAUGCCCAAUACUGUCCCAUAAUGUCCCCCUGCUGUCCCACACCAUCCCAUAAUGCCCCACAUUACCCAAUCCCUCCCCAUAGUAUAUUACCCCACGCCUCCCCAUACUACCCAGUAUUGUUCCAUUCCACCCCAUAGUACCCCAUACUUCCCCUGUUACACCCCAUACUUCUCCUUUCCCCUGGACAGAAUCACUUAAGACCCGUCUGUGUGCUCUGAAGUUAUCCCCCCAUCCUCAUCCUCCAGCGGAGAGGGUCAGUGGUCUGAGUGAGUUGGUCUUUGCAGGCCCCGCAGCGUAAAGUGGAAGGCUACAGACAUGGGCUACACUAUUACUGUACAGAACCGUAACUGAGAAGAGGACAGAUUCUUAUUUGUGUUUUUCUACUAUAUGCUCUUUGCCUGAAUGCCUUUCUCUCUCUAACACAUGCAAGCACAUACACAUGCGCACAAACAUUUACACACACUUGAAAAAAUUAAGUUGUACCAGGUUGAGAAAAAGUUGUCAAUAUUACAAAUGCAGCAGUAACUGUGUUUCUGAUUUGUUUUACGAGUGCCAAAAGUGACAUUUCAGAGGCAGGUUUGAGCUUUGACAGAUAUGUGUUCAGAGGAAGUACCAAAAUUAUAAUUGAUUUGAUUCAUAAUUAUAGUUUUACUGUACAAUAGUUGUACCUGUCAUUUGUAUAAAGUAUCAGAAAGGGAUUUAUGUCUCGUUCUGUUUUUUUUUUUCAAAUAUCAAUAUGUCAAGAGUUGCAUAAUUCCCUUUAACUGUAUAUUGUGAGGAAAUCAUUGGUGUUAUAAUUCUGGUUCCAGUCCAUCUGAUGUUUUCAAAAUGUUGUCUCGGCAGUCACUGAUGAGUCUUACGAGUACACAGUCUGCAUGUGUCUAACAGCACAGUUAAUACUAAUAAGAGUAAUCUGAGACAGGCUCUUAGCUAAGUCUGUUCCCAGGCAGCCGGCAUCUUAUGAAAAAAGAAACAUCCCCCCAUUAAAUGUGCUGUCCCAUUAUAAAUAUCUCGGUAUAACAUAUGUAUUUAAUACGAGACGCAUGUUAGAAAGUAUAUCAGUCGUUACUGCUUUUACGUACUAUCCUAUGCGUACAAUGGAGGAUAUACAGUAUUGAAAAUUGUGCAUUGUGAAGCGAUGGUUGAUAUAUUUUGUAACGUAUGUCUUACUUUUAUUUGUUAAAAUGUAUUGUUUUUAUCUAAUAAUUUCUGCAUAUUACAUAAAUUGACAUAUAUUUCUUUUUCAUAGUUCCAUUGAACCCUGUUAAUUUUGAAAACGUGAUUAAACAUCUGAAUGAAUACUGAAAAUAUUCACCUUAAUGGACCCUAAACAGUGCAACAAAGCAAGUCUGCCUAAUGCCCUGAGCCUUUGAACUCAAACCGCCAGUCAUUUAUCACUCUGCCCUAGUCUGAGAACCUGAAAUGUUGUUUAACUUUCGAUUUCCUUACAGCGGGGAUGUAUAACUGAGGUCAAAGCAUAAGAGUGACCCUGAGGAUGUCUAUAGGUGUGAAGGUCUGCAGUGGAGUUGUGCCCUCUGUCAAAAGUCCGGGAUGUUGUGAAUUUAAAUCAGUUGUUCUUUCAGUAGUGAACAGCUUUUCCCAGUAGCAUUUUUGUAAAAGUAAUUAUUUUAUAAAAUGAGGAAGCCAAACGAACAGGAGAGAAUACAUACUAUUUAUAUGCAUGAAUGAGAAUUAUAAGUAAUGAUAAAAUUACAAUAAUAAAUGGGGAAGCAGCCUCAUAUCAGUUGUAACUUAAAGAGUGAAUUAUAUAUAUGUGUUAAAUAUUUGGGUUCUUUAAUGUUAAAUGAUAUUACUUUGUUGGACUAUUAACUGCAAUCAUGAUCUUUUACUUCAAAUCAAGAUGUAAGGAAUCAUUAGUGUUUUUAUUAUUUAAGAAAUUGUCACUGAGGGCUGCUUUGCAGUUCUGUGUUUUCUUUUGUAAUUAAUGAGUUCAGAUUGGGCUGUGCUGUGCAUUUCAGAAUGAACCUGGUUUUAUCCCACUGUUAUAUAGCCUGACUUAAGAUAAACAGGUUUUCUUUUUUACACAUUGCCUCAGAUAAUUUUUCCUUAGUGAGGAAAAUUUCAAUUGCAACAUGAAAUGUAAUACACUUGUGAAUAAGUUUGUUUACUGUUGUCCUUAUGCUUAUGAAUGUUAUGAAUGUUUUCCCCAAGAAAUUAAAUGAAUAUCAAUGACACGUAAAGCCAAUUAUAAUAUGCAAGUGUUUACUGAAGACAAGUGAUUAUGAAAACUUAUAGAAGAAAAUGCAGCUGUGUUUUUUUUAGUGUGGGGCAUACUCAGCAAUGUCUAGUGGUAAAAUGUAUCCUCUUCUGAAAUCAGAAAAUAGUCAGUUUUUCCACAGCUGAUAGGAGAGAGAGGUUUUGGUCCUGGAUUGACAGGGUGAGUUUUUUUAUUUGUUAUGCUGUGAUAAGAAACAACCUGAUUAGGCAGUAGAUGACAUUUAUCUGAUGUUAAAUACUGUACAUUGCAGACUUUUGUCUAAAAUGCGCUUUAGUUUGGUUGAAUCUGUUCAUUCAGCCAAAUGCACCAUUAAUGCUGCCUAUAGCCUUUGGCAUGUUUGUGUAGGGUGACUAAACAAAUCAGAGGCUGCAAUAGGAGGGAUAUCAGCCACAAGCGGUGAAAGAACGAUUCAAUACUUUAAUUAAAAAUAUAAUUAAAUGAAUGAAACUAUUGUCAUCAAAGCAAAACUGUAAAAAUAAACUGUAAAAAAAAACUAAUUCUGCAUAAUGUGUGUAUUAUAAAAUUUUAUUAAACCUCAUAGUGUUUGCUUCAA